Messenger RNA from Rhizoctonia solani, 816 nucleotides. RefSeq lists its product as uncharacterized. NCBI's taxonomy places the organism in Eukaryota, Fungi, Basidiomycota, Agaricomycetes, Cantharellales, Ceratobasidiaceae. The transcript is spliced from 8 exons. The coding region runs from base 1 to 816 and encodes 271 amino acids. The record is from RefSeq and is a predicted model, not a curated record.
AUGUUCACGGAAGCUGCCUCCAAGGGUGAUAUAGAGAACUACAAGCACAGAGUUCAAGAGAGCGGUGGCUCGAUUAAAUACCAUUAUGAUAUCAUUAAAGGAAUAGCCAUAACAAUGCCUGAUGAUCAUGUACAGUCCUUUGCCAAUGAUCCAAUCGUUAGCACUAUGGAUGCUUCAAUAUAUAGCGAGCAGAUAACCUACACGAAUAAGCGAGCUUUAGUUCUGAUGACGUCGUACUUCUGGGAAUUUGUCAUCCUCUCCCUUCCACCAUUGCACAAUCAACAUAACUUCGAGUUCACGGUUAGAAUGGAUACAGUAAACUUGAACGAGCCGCAUCCUCCGACCGAGAGAGCAUUGGAGGCAUUCAACCAAGUUCUCCCCAAGAUUAAACUAGCCAUUAUCAGUUCGAGGCGCGACUGGGAUAAGCACGAGCCUCGGAUGUGGGCCAGAGCAAACCACCUCAGGGACGAGGAAUUGACGAGCUUCGUUAUCGAGAAUGACCUAGUUGAGGUCCGUGCCGGCGCUACUUCGUAUGGCACAAUAGUAUUUGGCAAGAUCAGAAUACCAGGGAUUGAGGAUGAAGAGGGACAAGGGUUUAUACAUGUCAGCUCCCGCUGGGCAGGAUUCAUGACCCCCCGAACAAGGUAUGUCACCAAUAGCGCUAGCGGAUCUUCGCUCAGUGUGUUCCAGGGUACUGAAGAUGUUAUAUUUCACUCCUUGUUCACUGACGAAGGAAAUCCUGAUGGUAGCGGUCGCCCAACAACGUUCCGCGCUAUUCAGACUCAGGAGACACCACUGGAGUUCUUCAACGAGUAG